This is a messenger RNA of Amoebophrya sp. A25, 2576 nucleotides long. Lineage: Eukaryota; Dinophyceae; Syndiniales; Amoebophryaceae. The record is from the annotation of a GenBank genome assembly.
CCUUGUGGUCCUCCGACGCCUUUUUACCAACCGGAAAAGCGAAGACGGGAGCAGGAAAAAUUAUGGUGGCGCCGUUUGCUCGUGUGCGUCUCCGUAAUCAUCCUCGCUGGCUCCUCCUCCUCUUCCGUCGAGUGAGGGCUGCCUCUUAUCUCUACCUCGGCUUUUAUUAUGACUCCCCGAAAUCCAUCUUCAGAAGCAUCUUGGAACUCCGUUGGGGGAAAGGCAAGGGCCCAAGAUGACUUCCAAGAUGGAUUCCCGGAAGGUCUAAGUUUAUCUUUAUCCCUUUCAGCAUCGACUCUCCGCAGCACAGACCCGUCUGGACAUCCGUAUCCGGUCUCUACCAAAGAUUCUUUCCCGUGGCCACUUCCAAGAAGCAAAUGGCGCGGGUGCGGGCAUCUCAUUGUUGUUAUCGCAUCUUUUACCCAAUGUAGUAUUCUUAGAAAGUGAAUAAAGUGUUGUAAGUGUAACAUCAAAACAAGACGUCUGUUGUUCUAGAGAAGUCCACUCUUUUUUUGUCUAAGGUCUACCCAAUUAUAUCACAAGGCGUUUAAGAAUCCUAACAAGGUUUUAUUACUGUAGAAAAUUAGAGGCCAAGGGUACUAGACUAGGGAUGCAAGUGCGAGGACCGCUCUAACAACAGCAAGCGGGUGGGAAUUCAGCAGUGGGCCAAAAAUAUCAACCUACUUAGGCUCCAGCGUCAAGCGCACUAUAGGAGUUUCUCCUAUGGGGACGACUGGUGCAGCAGGGUCCUCAACAUCUUCCCCUGCAAUCUCUGACACACUUGGGAGUGUCGGAUCUUUGGUGGUCCGAGAAAAAACUGGGGAAGCGUAUAUCAGCGACCUCGCGCGCGGUCUGAUCAACAGGGUAGCGAACGCAAGUGACCCAACCUCGGGAAUAGAAACUUUGUUGGGACCUACACUUAUGAGAAUUUAUUUUUGAGCUAUCAGUCCCACAAAUCCCCUCUCUUCCUUGUAACUCCUUCACUUGAUUACUCGAAAAAAUAAGUAGCAUGAUAUUACAACACGUUAUUUCAGAAAUAUUUAGUACUUCGCGAUGAUGGGGCUUUAACUGAUGACCAUGUACUAGGAGGUAAUCAACAUGAUAUGGAAAAAUAUGUAAUGGUGUAAUGAUUCCAUUUGGUAAAGAAACAUGUAAUGAUAUAGAAAAAUAAUCUUCAGUGGAGUAGUACUAGUUGUUCUAAUUUGAUCCAAGUUAUUCAACCAGGAGUAGCGCAGCGUGCAAGUGUUCGAUUGCGCACACCGGAUGGCUUGUCGUUGGACUCGGAGGAAGAAUACUUGUAUUUCAGCGACGCAGAGUCUCAGCGCGUACUUCGCGUCCAUCUGUCGUCGAGAGAAGGAAUCCAUGGUCCCGCUGAAGCAGUGGUGAAUCCAGAAGGCGCGAUUGGUGCAGCUGGAAACUGUGGACCAGCAACGAGAGCAAAAUUGCGAUAUCCACGCGGUUUGGCGAUCAUCAUUAAGGAGUCACGUCGCGAUUAUCUUCUGAGUUGCUUGUGUAUUCAUUCUUGGUUCCGAACUAGAAAAACUUUCAAAGUUUUUCAGAAGUGUGUUUACUGGCAUGAAUUAUUUCUAUGGAAAUUUCCGGCUCGUUUUUCUCUCAUAAAUGUUUUUUUCACGAACACGAUAUUAAAGGUACAAGAACUGAAUGAAUAUCAUGACCGAUAGAUACUCUAAUAUCACACCAACCAAAAGUACUGACGAUGGAAUAUCAAGAGGGGGUACGUCGACUUCUAUGACUGCGCUUUUGCAGAGCAACGCAACUAACGUAACCACGAACGCGACCGACAAUAGCAGUGAUGCGACUUAAGAAUAGAAGAACUUUUGAAAAGAGACCGACGAGAACUUAGGAAUUUAGUUUUAGAAGGUCAUGUAAAAGUAGAGGCUGUAACGUAGUGUCUCGUAAGUCUAAUACUACCAAAGUGAUGGAUCUCAUCUGCAUCUCCUAUACAUGAUCUUUUAACUAGUUCGUUUGAUCUCCUUGAAUAAAACUCUAACUGCUAAGAGAUGUAAGAUCAAGAUGCCUCUUUUAGCUACUAGCUUGAUCUGCUUUGUAGAAGUGUUGACGUAGUGUGUCGAAUUCUUACUAGAUCAUGUAUUAGAGGGCUUUAAGGUAGUAUGUCACGCCUUAACAAAAAAAUAGUCCUUCUACACUGAUGUCGUGAUUUGCCGCUCUUAUUUUCGUAACACCACUCCCGUUUUCUCUUCCGUCACCGCUCCGCAACCACAGUUGAUUAUUGCGGACAGCGGAAACAACUUGAUUCGCGGUGUGGAGAUCACAGACUAUCCAAAGUGUGUCCAGUUUUUUGAGGCUUCCAUUAAGGCUCUACCGAGUAGUGCCUCUUUGGUUAUCCAUCAUUCGAAAGCAUGUAUUCCAUUUGGGUAAGUGCUCUCUUCAAGCAUGCACAGCAGGUCAAAGAAGAUUACCCCUAUCGGACAGCCCUAAUUUUGGUUUUUCUGCCUUCAGCAAUCCUUUUCCGGUUUUGACCACGUUUUUUAUCGAUGCAACGACCGGCCAACUUUGUCGAGGCGGGGAAUGUCACGUGCGUGGCUCUAGGACCC